AUGAUUGCACGCAGACAACUCGCGCGCACAGCACUCGCAGCGCGACCACGCCCCAUCCCAAGCGCCCUUGCCACUCCUCUCGUCCUCCUCCACAACCCCACACCUGUACGAGCAUACGCCAACUACCCUCCUGGAGCCUUUGGCGGCGGCUUUCCACCUUAUAUGGGUGGAGGUGGAGGAGGCAUGGGCGGCGGCGGCGGCGGCGGCGCUGGUGGUGGUGGUGGGGGCUACCCACCCUUCGGCGGAAGGCGGUACCCCGGACAGCCACCUCAACAACCACCUCAGCAACAAGGGCCGCAAAAGGGCGAGACGCUCAAGCAGUUCUCAGUCGACCUGACAGAAAUGGCCAAGGAAGGCAAGCUCGACCCCAUCAUUGGGCGUGAUGAGGAGAUUCGCCGUACGAUUCAGAUUCUCUCACGCCGCACCAAAUCCAACCCGUGCCUCAUUGGUCUUCCCGGUGUCGGUAAGACCGCUAUCAUCGAAGGACUCGCCCAGCGCAUCGUUAACAAGGACGUGCCUGAGAGUAUGCAGGACAAGCGCGUGCUUGUUCUCGACCUUUCUCUCUUGCUCGCCGGCACGGGCGUGCGAGGCGAGUUCGAGAGCCGCUUCAAGCAGCUCCUCAAGGACAUUGACGACGAGGCCGGCAGCGUCAUCAUCUUCAUCGACGAGAUUCACACGCUCCUCAAUCUCGGCAAGGCCGAGGGAUCCAUGGACGCCGGCAACAUGAUCAAGCCUGCGCUCGCUCGUGGGUUGCAACUCAUCGGCGCCACCACUCUUGACGAGUACCGCAAGUACAUUGAGAAGGACCCGGCGCUUCAGCGCCGUUUCCAGGCCGUCAUGAUCAAGGAGCCGACUGUUGCCGAUACUAUUUCCAUCCUCCGCGGCCUCAAGAGCCGUUACGAGGCCCACUUUGGUGUGCAGAUUGCCGACUCUGCACUCGUUACUGCAGCCGUAUACUCGGACCGCUACGUCCCCGACCGCUUCCUUCCCGACAAGGCUAUCGACCUCGUCGAUGAGGCAUGCUCGACCCUCAAGCUCACGCAAGAGUCUCGUCCCCAAGCACUCGAGGACGUUGACCGUCGUAUCAUGACGCUUGAGAUUGAGCGCGAGUCGCUCAAGAACGAGGAGGACGCGUUCUCUAUCCAGCGUCGUAACAAGGUCGAGGACGAGCUCAAGGAGAAGAAGGAGAAGCAGACCAAGAUGAAGGAGGUGUGGAGCAAGGAGCGUGAGCGCGUCCAAGAGAUCAAGGGGAUCAAGGAGGAGCUCGAGCACGCCAAGAUUGCUCUCGAGAACGCGCAGCGCCAUGGCGACUUUGAGGUUGCCUCGCGUCUCCGUUUCUCCGAGAUUCCGCGCCUGCAGAAGCGCCUCCCCCAGGCCGUUGCAGAGCUUCAAAAGGAGGAUGCAGCCAACCCGGACCUCGCUGUGCGCGACCGCGUCACUAGCGAGGACAUUGCCAUUGUCGUCGGCAAGGCUACCGGUAUCCCCGUCAGCAACCUGCUCAAGGGCGAGCGUGAGCGACUCGUCAACAUGGAGGGCCAGCUCAAGAAGCGUGUCGUAGGCCAGGACGAGGUGAUCAAGGUCGUCUCGAACGCGAUCCGCCUCUCGCGCGCUGGGCUGCAGAGCCCCAACCGACCACUUGCCAGCUUCCUCUUCCUGGGCCCGACAGGUGUGGGAAAGACUGAGCUAACCAAGGCGGUCGCCGAGUUCCUGUUCAACGACGAGCAGAAGGCUCUCAUCCAAAUCAACAUGAGCGAGUUCCACGACAAGCACACCGUGUCUCGCCUGAUCGGUGCAACGCCAGGCUUUGUCGGCUACGAGGAGGGUGGUCAGCUCACCGAGGCUGUCCGUCGUCGCCCAUACUCGGUUGUGGUGUUUGACGAGAUCGAGAAGGCGCACCCCGACGUGGCCAACAUCCUCCUCCAGAUCCUUGAGGAAGGUGUCCUCACCGACGGUCAGGGCCGCCAGGUCAGCUUCAAGAACACCAUCAUCGCUCUUACGUCGAACCUCGGCGCCGAGGCGUUGUACGAGCCCGGAGCGAGCGAGCCGGACGGCACAGUCUCCGCGAGCGCGAAGAACGCCGUCCUGCGCGACGUGAACAAGUUCUUCCGCCCCGAGCUCAUCAACCGCCUCGACGAGCUCGUCGUCUUUAACAAGCUCCCCCCGUCGACGAUCUUGGACAUUGUCAACCUCCGCCUUGCAGAGGUUGCAGCCCGCCUCGCCGCCAAGCGCAUCACCCUCGACGUAACCGAGCCGGCGCGUGAGUGGCUUGCAAAGAAGGGCUACUCGGACCGAUACGGUGCGCGCGCAAUCAGCCGCGUUGUGCGCGACAAGAUCUCCAACCCCCUCGCCCUCAAGAUGCUGAACGGCGAGAUCAACGAUGGAGAAAUCGUCACCGUCCAUUUCCACCACGACGCACUCGAGAUCACGAGCAAGCCCGACCCCAACCAGGUUCAAGGCAGGAAGGGCAGUGACAGCGACAGCGACAGCAACAGUGUCCUCGAGGAACACGGCGAGCUGCCAUAA
Molecule: messenger RNA, 2523 nt
Organism: Cutaneotrichosporon cavernicola
Lineage: Eukaryota; Fungi; Basidiomycota; Tremellomycetes; Trichosporonales; Trichosporonaceae
Gene: HSP78
Exons: 1
Coding region: 1-2523 (840 amino acids)
Biological process (GO): protein refolding; cellular response to heat; protein unfolding
Cellular component (GO): mitochondrial matrix; cytoplasm
Molecular function (GO): ATP hydrolysis activity; ATP binding
Source: RefSeq, a predicted model, not a curated record